UCAGCCUCCCCUCCCACCGUUCAAAGUCAGCUUGAGAAUUUUACUGUGGUGGGGAAGUUUUUCUGGACCAAAAUUACACACAGUGAACGGUGAAAAGCGAGAGAAAAAUGUGUUCAUUGCUAUGUUGUAAAGAGGAAAAAGAAGUUGGAAGGCAUCAGGCUUCUGGGGAAUGCCCUUACUGUGGAGGAAAAGUGGAAGCAGUUGAUGUUGCAAUUCAAUGGAGAUUUUGCUUUCUGCCCUUAUGUUUCCCAUUCAAGAGGAAGUAUUUUUGUACUCUUUGUUCAAGGCGUUUGGUUCUGGAUAAUUAUUAGAAUUCGGAUCACAGAUCAGUUUCAGUAUGCGGGUUGAUGUUGAAUCAAAUGGGUACU
Messenger RNA from Olea europaea var. sylvestris, 368 nucleotides. RefSeq lists its product as uncharacterized. The record is from RefSeq and is a predicted model, not a curated record. Lineage: Eukaryota; Viridiplantae; Streptophyta; Magnoliopsida; Lamiales; Oleaceae. Bases 108 to 311 code for a protein of 67 amino acids. The transcript has a single exon.